AUGUCGUAUGUGGUAACUGGUGCAACUGGUCAAGUCGGUUCUGCUGUUGUUGAUUACCUUCUUGCAAAAUCGGUUUCUGUUCAUGUCAUCAUACGUUCAGAAGAUAAAGCACAAGCAUUUCGAUCGCGUAAUAUUCAAGUGACGAUUGCUGAUUUGACCGAUGUCGAAGUAUUGACGAAAGUAUUUCAAGGUGCGAAAGCUGUUUUUGCCAUGAAUCCACCAGGCUAUGAGAAACCUGAUUUGCAACUGGCAGCAGCAAACGUUAGUCAAGCGUUGGCAACAGCUAUUCAAGCAGCAAAAGUCGAACGCGUUGUUGUAUUGAGUUCAGUUGGCGCAGAAUUAAGUGCGAAAACAGGAUGUAUUCUAACAACACACACACUCGAAGAAGCAUUGAAAGAAAGUGCACCACAAGUUGUUAUAGUUCGAUGUGCAUGGUUUACUGAAAAUUGGUUAAGUGCUGCAUCGGCAGUGAAAGCCGGACAUACACCAGUUCUGGGUUCAAUGUUGCAGAAAUUAGAUCGAAAGAUUCCACAUGUUGCGACAAAUGAUAUCGGUCGAGUUGUAAGCGAAUAUAUGUUGAAACCGAACAGUGAAGUUGAUAAACUAACGGUGGUCCAGUUAGAGGGACCAGAACCGUACAGUCCGAACGAUAUUGCGAAGGCAGUCGGAGAUGUUUUAGGAAACUCAGUCGCAGCAGCUCCGUUGACUGAUGAUCAUAUACGUGAAAUUUUAAGUAAACAUGCAUGGCCUAAAACAACAACCGACAAUUGGAUUGAAAUGGUCAAAAGUUUCGACGAUAAUACCAUACAUUGGACCACAGAUGAAAAAAUUACUCGAAUCCAAGGUAAAGUUACUAUAGCUGAUGUUCUGAAAACAAGUUUAAAAUAA
This is a messenger RNA of Adineta ricciae, 888 nucleotides long. Lineage: Eukaryota; Metazoa; Rotifera; Eurotatoria; Adinetida; Adinetidae. The record is from the annotation of a GenBank genome assembly.